AUGAGUGAUAUUCGAGAUAUUUUAGAGUUGGAUCAAGGACUUGCUUCUGUUCCCACCAAAGAAGCUAUUGUCGGGGGAAACAAGGUAAAUUUGUUCUUUCUUUUGAUAUUUUUUUACGAGUUUUCUUACUUUCUGCAUUGAUGAUAUAAGUCAUGUUUACAGUCACACCGUGUGUGAUUAAGCUUGCUGUAAAACCAGUUUGAGAUCUUCAUGUGAGAUAUUUUUAAGUUGGCACUAUACUCGAAGUGCGACGCCUGUUGAGCCGGGAAUUGAGCAGCACUUGUCCCUAAGGAUGUACUUGUAGUUAUGUGCCGCCAGGAAAGAGGGGUAAUUAUUUUUUAAACAGAUUUUCUUGAAUUCUUGCUUUUGUCACCUUGAUGGGAAGUAUCAUGCAUAAUUUUUAUGAUCGUGAAAGGAUUUCAGGCAUCACAUGAGGAAAGUCCUUGUUUUCAUUCAAACUGAAAUGGCUUGCAAAUUUUUCUUUAAGUUUACUUUAAUCUGAUUUUGGAUGUGCAAUUUACUGUAAUAAUCUUGACCAUUUAACGGAAGAGGAGCUUACUCUUUCAUGCUGAGACAUUUUACAGGAUAUUUUUUUAAACAAUGCUCCUAAUCAACAUCUUUUGUUUUUCAUUGGAAUGUAAUUUUCACAUAUUGAACUAAAAGCUUAUUCUGUGAUUUUUAAGUCUUUUUGUUAAUUUUUGAGAUAAAUGCAUUUUCAGAUAAUUCACUAAUAACCUUGUUCAAAAGUUAAUUCAGCUAACAAAUCAGACAUUUGAAUUUGAAAAAAAAAUGAUUGAAAAAUCAAAUGAGGAGGAUGUUGAAAAAAUUUGAAAAAUCUCACAAUGGCCGACAUUUAGGUAGUUCAAUACCACUUGUAAAAACAGCUCAAACAACAAAAAUACUGUAAAAAGCAUGUUUUGGGUGAAAAUUUAAAAAAAGGUUGCAGAGUAUUACCAAGGAAAUAGAAAAUUAUGAGCCAACCUAGCUUAACACUUUGCUUGAGUGAUCCAACACCAAAAUUAAAAACAAACAUGGUUAAACUUCGGAAAUGAUGAUUCCAUUUCAUCGAAAGUGAUUGGGACACAGACUGAACAAUUCCUGGAACUGUUUAGCUGGACUUAGAACUUUUUUAAGCGUUAAAGAUGUGAAGAUAUCAUUGCACAUUAUUGUUUUGAUUGUAUGUGGUUGUUUUGACUGAAUGCACAGUUUGAAUAAAUUAUUUUGGCACUUGAUGCAUGGGCUUUGUUUAUGCUCAAUUAUGAUAAGCUAUCUCAUAUUUUUCAUGUUUAUUAUUAACACAUAAUCACAAAAUUUUUCUCGUGCAAUUUGGAAUAAAUAAGCACUUGUUAAUUUUUUCAAAGACCACAAAUUGCACUCACCCUAUAGGCUUUGUACAAUUUUGUUAGUCUCUAAAAAAAUUUACUUGUGCUUAUGUAUUCCAAAUUGCGCUCAAAAUCAUGUGAUUACCUAUACGAAUGAAAAUGCUAAUUUUUCUUUUGUGAUACCCUAAAACAGGGUUUUCAUAAAAAGGAGGAUAUGUGUAGAUCUUGUUCAAGAUGUGUGUUGGUUAGGGUUUGGUACAGAGGUGUUACAGUCAAUAUACAUAUACUCUUCCUGAUUGUAUUGUAAUUUGAUAACAGAGGUAACUUUCUACACCUUUUAAAGUAACCAGUUAAGUUUGCUAUCUGGUGGCUUGUUUCAGAAACUUCAUUAAUCCUCAAUAGGCUUGUUUCUUUGGUACAUGUAAGUUUUCAUGUCACAGCAUUUCUCCUCAGCCAAGAAAUUCAUCUACCGUAAUUUUUGGCUGAUUACCUGUGGGUAAUCUGUUAGUUUUUCCACAAACAGUUGUUGGUGUGGGUUAUAGGAAGAUGUGAGUAAUACAAUAAUUUUUAAAGCUUCUGGUAUAGUUCUAAAACUAUAAGCAAGAAAAAAACAGAGAUGAUAACAUCCACUUGAGAUACUCUUAAAAAAAACCUGUGUAAUAACUCAUUUAUUUUGUGCAGAUUGCUCACUGUAGUGAGAGACUUAUAUUCUCUUGAUGAAAGCCGAUGCAAAUCAAAAACAUACAAAACUCAAUAAGCUUUUCUCUUGUUCAUACUCUCGCUAUGUUACCUUGUCAAUUUCACAGCUUUUUUCUUUGUGUAGUUCAACAAAUUCUCAACAAAUUAAAAGAAUUUUUUGAAAAAGCUGGCUUCAGACAAUUCAGGUAAUGAACUUUUGAAAAUAAAAUGGUGUGACAUAAUUUAAUUCAGUGAAAAAGCUGACACUGCCUUGAGUUAAAGAGCAAUUCCAUUUCACACUCAAAAUAUCAAUUUUCUUUGGAACAUUUUCAUUCUCAUUCUCAAUGAAACAGCAAAGACAAAAAGUGUGGGUUAUUUGCCAGUGCGGGUACUCUGUUGAAAUUUUUUUCUUGCCAUUGCAAAAAUUGACUAAUGUGGUAAUGCUUUUUGGAAAUUUCUUUUCAUUUGGUGGCAGUAACUCAUCAAAGUAAUUUGGUUCUGGAACAUUCUGCUAUGACUUAGAUGUUUAAGAAAUACACAGUUCUUGAAGUAUAUUAGUCAGUGAAUGACACAAGGAGACUCAGAGAAAAAGAACUCAACUCCGAGUACUCACAAUGUACAACCUUCCCAAUUUAGUUCUUUGAAUGCUUUACCACUGAGCAAAAGGAGUGACCAAGACAGAAUUUCUCCUUACACUAUCAGUAUAACAUCAAGCAGACAAGUGAUGAGAAUAAAGAAAAAUAUCAAUAAGGGGAUUAUUGGUUAAUUCAAUUCCAAAUUCUCCAAACUAACAUCAUAUGAAUUGUAUGACGGACAGUGAGGAAAAUUACUGAUGAGAGCUUGGGAGUUAAAGGGUUCUACUGUAGUUUAGGUCCAUGAAGACAAACUUCCUGCAUGCUGCAAGGAUAAGAAUGUCAGUAUGGGAUGCUUAUGUGUAAUGAUGAUGUUCAAUGUUUAUCAUGUACAUGUUAAGGAGGAUGGUGAAUUUUAAACAUGGUGCUUUCUUCUUCUGUAUUUUAACGGUGAUGCAGCCAAGAAAACUGAGAAGAACUGGGGAGCAAAGUUACAAACGUCCUGAGGGAAUGCAUCGUGAACUUUAUGCCUUGCUAUACAGUGACAGUAGGUCAGUGGAAAUUUGUUUUGAUGGAGUUAUAGUAUGAAAUACAUCUCUAUUGUAAUAAUUGAAAGUAUGUUGCCAUAGAUACAUGUAUUCUAAUGAAUUUCAAUGAAGAAUGGUGUUCAUAAUGUGAAAAACCAUCUUGGCUGAAAGGUAAUUUUGUUUUAUCAACUGAGUUGAUUAUGUAAAUUGGCCACUGUAAAGAUUUUGCUAAAGCUGAUGUUUCAAGCAUUAGCCCCUAAUUAGAGUGAAUGGAGGAAUUGUGGGUUAUAUGUUGUUUAUAAGCAGAAAGAAGCAACACUGUAUGUGAAUGCCAUUGGUGACAACAUGCUAAGGUGAAAAGCAGGAUUAAAUUAGUUUAAUGAAAAGUGUUGGUUGACAUGGUGUGGAUUAAGAAUGUUAAAUCUUUACUCUAUCUUACUGAGAUUACGCAAGCAGAACUGUGCUUGUGAUUAACAAAUCAGACUCCCACUUUGUAGUCAUACGAUGUUGUUAAUCACUCUAUGAUUACAGACUGAAUUGGACUCCACUCAGUCCUAAUACCAUUGUUAAAUAUUUUGUUUUGUAAUUAUUUAGAGACUCUCCACCACUGGCUUCAUCAGACACUUCUCAUGGCUAUAAGCAGAUGAAAGCCAAGUUAGGACGUAGGCAUGUGAGGCCAUGGAAGUGGGUGCCUUUCACUAACCCUGCUCGCACAGAUGGAGCAGUACUUUACCAUUGGAGAAGGGUGGCUGAUGAAGGAAAAGAAUAUCCAUUUGCCAGGUUUAAUAAGGUGAGGUUUUAUCGGUAGGAAUUGUCUCUGAAAAGUCAGGAAUUUUGAUUGAGUUGUUCUAAGGUUGCAAGUUUACUUUCUGAGUGUGUUUUUUUUUGCACAUUUUUGUUCAGACAAGAUCAUAUUUGUACAGUACAUGUGUGAUAAAGAUAUGUGGUCUAAAGGAUUUUUUCUUUUUCUUAAUGACACUGUUGAUUAUUUUAUACAUUUACACCAAUUUUUAAUGGUGUAAAUGUAUAAUAAUGCCUGCUUCUGAGAGAUUUUCAUAAAAAUUAAUGUUUGGAUGAGAAGCAACUCUUCAAGGGAAAAUUUAAAAUUUUGAGAGAGAUCAUUUAGAAAACAGUAUGAUCCACUGACGUAACAUCAAGGCACAGGGAGAUUUUUUUUUUUUUUAUAUAACCCUCCCAUUAAUUUUCGUACUGUGCUUUAACAAAUUUUGUUGACUGUUUUGUACUUUCCAGAGCAGCAUUAAAGAUCAGCUUUUUAUGUCAUUAUCACUUGGCUAUGCCAACAUAUUUGUUUUUUCUUCUAUGUAAAGAAAAUAAAAAUGAAAAACUGAAACUAUUGAGCUUGCUUUUUACUGCUGGCUUUGUUUCUUUUUUAAGAAAAUAAUUGGUGGUCAAAUAUCAUUGUUAAAACAGGGAUUUUGCACCACAUGACGUAACGUAGCCAAUAGAAUCUCGCAAAAAUUAUAGGGUGGAUUAUAAUCAUCAUGUUGACAUCUAGAGACAAUGUUUUUCUCUAAAUAUUUUUUAAAUAUUAAAUGUUAAAAUACUUUGUUUAUUCUUUAAAAUGAGCAGAAGGUGAAUGUUCCAAGCUAUACAGAUGAAGAGUACCAGGUAAUCUCUAUCAAAAUUAUAUGUACAUUUACAAAUUCGUAAAAAAGAGGGGUCAAUUUUAUUGUUUGUGAGGCUUGUUGUUAUUACCAGUUUGGGUAAAGAAUACAAAUGAAUGUAGUUAUUCACUGUGUUUUGCAGUGAAACAGAAAAAAAUAUAUACAAAAAGAAGUAUAAAAUUGGCUUAAUAGCAACUAUCUCCUUUUUACCUCGUGGAUGUGUGAAGCAGAGGAUUAAGUUGUAAUAUGUGAGGUCCAAUAUGCAAAUUUUAUUGUAUCAGCACAGUUUUAGGACUCUGGGGAGAGCGUGUAUCUCAGAAAAUAUGAGGUACAACUGUAAAAUGUAGCCUAGUGUGUCUUUUAGACUAGGCAUAAAACAUGAUGUAAGGCCUUGCAUUUAGUUAUUGUGGUUGUCUGAGACAUACUGUUUAAAGUUUUUAGGCAAAUCGUGAAAAAUGUAAAAAUGUGUAAUGGAUUACUAUAAUUGUUUGUUUAAUUUCUUCUUUACAGCUGUACCUUCAUGAUGGACCUCCUUCUACCUGGACACGAGAGGAAACUGAUCACUUGUUUGACCUGUGCAGGUAAUAGACAUGUAAAACCAUUUCAUAAGUCAGGCCUGAGAACAGUACAAAACUGAGACACUUCCUCUUGUAUCACAUCAGCGAUAAGUUUUGCUAUUUCUGGCGGCACUGAAAGGGCUAUAUCAUGUGGACAUUGGGCCCAAAUGCAAUUCCCUCGAAAAAGUCGUUGUUUAUACAAUGAAAAAAUUAAUUGCAAGUGCCCUCCACGGGCAAUUAAGGGUUAAUUUCACUUGUUUUUUCAGAGUUUUCCCAAAAUUGCCCUUGUUACUUCUAUACAAUUUAUGUGAAAUGUAUUCCUUAACUCGUUAGACCCUAAGAGUGACCAGCAUCUAAUUUCUCCUUAUAGUAAUACUGCUAAAUCAUUCAUUAAGAUCAUGCGAAUAAAGGAAAUGAUCACCAACACAAGAAGCUUUGAUCUUCAAAUAAAUUCUCCUUGUCAGUACCAAAAGAAAUAGAUAGAGAAGAGUAUGGAGAAUGUGGAUACUGAUGUUAGGGUGUAAAGGGCGAAUUACCCUUGGGGCCAUGUGAUCACAUAUACAAAACAAAGAGAUUACAUUUUGCCAUGUGUUUGUACAGUUAUUGUUGAUCGCUGUAGACAUCAAAAAUGUGGUAAAAAGCAUUGACACACUUUGCUGCCCCAUGUAUGCCAUUUUGUUGUUCUCAUCACAUUUUGAUGUUGUCUUUGAAUACAUGUACAGUAGUACAAAUCAUAUUUAUGCUCCUGUUUUCUUUGCAGACGGUUUGAUCUACGAUUUAUAACAAUUCAUGAUAGGUUUGACAGAGAAAAGUAUCAGGUAAUCAGAAGAAAUCUCAUAAUAUUUGCAUGUGUGGUUUUCUCGGGCCAAUUGUGGAUGAGAAUACAAAUUAAAAUUUCCUUUUUUUUCAAUUUUCAAUUUUUAUUUUUAAAAUUGUGAAUUUUUUCAUAGCAUAAAGUGUGGGCUUAUGUUUCUUUGUUUCUCAUCUCUCCAAUAAUUUAAACAAAUUAACUGAACACCUUACAUGAACAGUAUUAUGCUAUUUACCUUCAAGAGUUUACUGAUUGUUUGUGUUGUUGUAGACUCGCACCAUUGAAGAGUUAAAGGAUCGCUAUUAUAGCUGUGUUACAAGGUUACUCAAGGUAUGUUAAAUAGCUGCUUGUCUUAAAGGUUGCUAUGUCAGUAAGAUAUCCUACAGUGUAUCUUCUCUCCACCUCACUUAAACCCUCUGCACCCAAGGUCAGUAUACAUAUUCUCCAUACUGUUCUCUGAACAAAUUUCAAGAUGCUUUCAAGGAGAAUUUGUCUCACAAUCAAGAGCUUCCUUAGUUGGUGAUUAUUUAUUGCAUUCAAUGAAGGAGAAGGCAUGCUAAUCGUGUCAUUUUUAGGGAAAUCAUUCUUGAGGGUUUUAUUGACCAGUCCCUAGGGGAUCAAUCGUGAUGCCAUGCGAUUUCAGGCAUUGGGCGCCAGUUAGGACUGGCUGGCUGUGUGGCUCAAAUAGCUUCGAUCUCAUUUGCAAAUGUUUUCUUGGCCGCCUUGAGCUGAAAACACCAAUUUUUUUUCUGUGCAAUCAGUACAUUAAAAAAAUCUCUUAUUAGAGAUUGCACACACUUUACUAAUCUUUGAUUAUUACUAGUUUUAUCCAAUGACCUUUGUGCGUGAUUCAAGGGUGAUAUUUUAAGGAGAAAAUAAAUGCUCUUUGGGGUUAAAGGGUUUACCCUCAUUGGCUUUACCUUACAAGCUAGAUAUGUAGGUUCCUUACAAUCUACACUGGCUGACAUAUGAUUCAAGUGAUAUUAAUUAAAUUAAAUGUAUACCUUUUUAAGAAUUCACUUGUCAUUUAAUCCCGCCUUUCUUUAGAUUUCUGAAAUUGAUUUGAAUGCUUCAGAACAAAUUUUUUUAAUGAGUGAUUUCUAAACAAGGUUUCCUUUUAAAACUGACUAAAGCCCUUUUGUUACCAUUUAACUGCUAAGAGUGAUUGGUUUCUAAUUUCUCCUUAUAGAGUCAUCCUUGAAUUAAGCUUUAAGGUUAUGAGAAACAAAAUGAUCACUAAGUUAAGAAGCUCUUGAUUGUCAAACAAAUUCUUCUUGUCAGUGCUUUAGGAAAUGUUGAGGAAACAGUGGGGGAACAUGAAUACUAAAUUGUGUAGGUUGUAAAGGGUGAAUAUAAUUGAAGUUGCAUUGAAUUCAGGAAUGAAACACUUAUUAAUUGAAAUAAGACAGAUGGUAAAUAUUAAGCUUGGUCAUGAAAGAAAGAAAGAAAGAAAGAUUUAAGUUGUCUGGACACAAUGGUGCAAAAAAAAUUUUGUUUUCCACAGGCUAGAGCCCCCCCUGGACAAGAACCACAGAACUUGCCAGCACGUUAUGAUGGUCAGCAUGAAACAGAGAGAAAGAAACAGCUUUUGAAGUUGUUUAACCGUACACAAGAACAGGUACAGGCCUCUGCCUAUGAACUUUGGUACAUGUAAAAAUGAUUGAGCUUCGUGUAACAACAGUACCUUAAAAACCAGAUAAAGAAAAAAAAGACAGGUGUGCACACUUUUAGGAUCUUAUUAGCAAUUCCCUUUACUGUCUGCUUUAAAAAUUCUUAUGCUUGUAGUUUGGUGAAUUUGGUAUUGGAUCAAUUAAUACUCUAAUUGAUAUUUUUUGAAAUUCUUUUCUGCUUGAUAUUGAAUUGAUAAAUUGCUGUAAGGAGAAUUUCUGAUAACUCAUGGGUGUUUGAGGGUUAAUGAUGGAACUGAGAAGAGUGUUUUUUUGGAGUUAUCAGACUUAUUUUGUAUAAUCUCCUUCACUUAAUCUUUUAACUCUCUAACUCCUAAGAUCUCAUUUGUAAUUCUCCUUAUUGUCUACGAUCCGGUUCUUGUGAUGUUAGUUUGAAGAAUUUGGUACUGGAUCAACUAAUAAUCUCCUGAUUGAUAUUUUUCUUUUUUCUCAUCACUUUUCUGCUUGAUAUUGUAUUGAUAUUGUAAGGAGAAAUUCUGUCUUGGUCACCCUGGGGAGUUAAAAGGUUAAGGUGCAAUAGGAAGAAAUGAUCUUGGAUCUUAUUUCUAACUCUCCUUACUGUAUUGGAUCAACCAAGAAUCCCCUUAUUGAUAUUUUUCUGAAUUCUCAUCACUUGUCUGCUUGAUAUUCUAUUGAUAAUUGGUAUUGUUGGAGUUAAAAGGUUUAAAUCAAGGAACUGAGGAGAGUUUUUUUAUUGAAGUUUUCAUACUUAUUUUGUAUUAUCUUCUGAACUUAAUCUUUUCAGGUACAAGAGGAAGAAAUGCUUGUGGCAGAAUUGAGAAAAAUUGAAAUGCGUAAGAAAGAGAGGGAAAAGAAACAGCAGGAUUUACAGAAACUCAUCACAGCUGCUGAGAAUCAAACAGACUCAUACAGACUGAAGUAAGUGUAUAAGUGCCUGUCUGGCCUGUUUACUCUCAUUGGGCGCUAACAUAUUUCUCAGUUUUACUGUAGCAAUGAGAACUUACAGUUUACUUUGUUCUUGCCAGAAAAUGAAACUCAUAAAGAUUGAUCAACAGUUAUGACUGAAUGUGGAACCUCUCUUUCACUCAGGCUGACAUGAAACAGUUGACAAUGGGGACUUUCAAAGUAUAGUGUGAUUCAUCUUAUUAUUUUCUUCACCAGAAGAGACAAGAAACAAGUUAAAAAGAAGCAAACUAAGAAGAAGGGGGAACUAGGUGACAAACCAGUCAAGGUAAAAAGAUUGAUUAAAGGAUUUAAGUCACUGUUUUUGCAGCAAGUAAAAUGCAGUCUUUUUUCAUGUACUGUAUGUACAUGUAAUUUCUCCAUUUUUAAAUGGAGAAUUGAAAUUCUUGGCCACUCAAAAUAGAGCCUCAUUCCAGCUUGGUUUAUUAUUUUUUUAGUGAGCAUUUUUCCUUUGUUUAUGUUUUGUUUAUUUUUGUUCUGACGAUUAUUAAAGGGUGCCUCCACCAUUUGCUGUGCCUCUCAGGGCAUCUUAGGUCAAUUCAGAGCUUCCCUUUUGUAUUUCUUUGCACAAGGGAGGCCCAGUUACACUAAAAACCUGAUGAAAGACAUCUAUCCACAUGUAUCAUGUUGUUAAUUUUCCUAGGCUGAACCAUCAGGAGUCAAGUUUCCAGAGAGUAAAGGAGCUGGUGUGUAUCUGCGCAGUGCAAGGGUAAGAAUGGCAAAAUCCAUCAUAAGUCAACUUUGAGUGAUUGGCAUUUAAUUUCUCCUUUCAACAUCACUCCUAAAUCAAACAGUAAGGUUAGGAGAAUACAGGAAAUGAUCACCACUAAGGUAGCUACCAAUAAUUAUUAAAAAAAUUCUCCUUUUCAGCACCUUAUGAAAUCAUAACUGAGUUGAUAAUGUAAAUUAGCCAUUGUAAAGGGGUUUAUAAAGCUGAAGUUUUGGGUGUUGGCCUUCAUCAUUUGCCUUGCUGAAGGCUAACGCUCAAAAGAUCAGUUUUAAAAACUCUCUACGGUGGCCAAUUUAUGUUAGGAACUCAGUAGAUUUAACCAAAUUAUCUCGUUAUACCCCAACCAACACAGCACCACAGUCUCUGUGGUAACUUGCAUUGUACUCCCUUCAUAUAUUUUAAGUUCUGUUUGUUUUUUUUCUUGACAAUUCUUAGAUGAAGAUGCCAGGAUCAGUUGGAAUCAAGAAAGCUAAGGCAGUUGAGCAACUCCUCGAGGAGUUAGGAGUUGGUAGGUGAAACAGAAAAACUGAUUGUGAUUCGUUAUUUAUUUAUUAAUUUUUUUCACUAAUAUAUGUUCUCCACUGCUUAAUUAUCGUUUAACAAUGAUUCGUAAAAAUUAAUAAGCAAUGAGUUCGAUCGUUUCCUUUUGAGUGAGAGAAAAAUUGUUUCAUUUUGUGUGUGGGGGCAAAGGUUUCUUUUUGGGGAUUUAUGAAAAAGAAAUCCAUGAUCAUGCAAAAACUCUUUUCCCUUUUUUUAAUUGGGGGUUGGGGGAAGGUGUUGAGGAGAGAAUAUUACCAAUCACAUAUUUCAGCUGUAGUUAUUUCUGCGCCACCUUUCCCAAGACAGUGAGCUAAAUAUUGCAAAGAUUUAGGAAAAACAUUUAACAGUUUAGUCAUCAAUUGCCAAAUUCUGUAGAAUGAUAGGUGAGACUCAGUUUCAGAUAAAUUGCCCAAUUGAUUCUGGAUAUUUAUCUUUACCAGAUCUCAUGCCGAUGCCAACUGAACACAUCAGCCAUCAAUUUAAUGAACUGAGGUAAAUCGUGAACAUGUAGUUUUAUUAUCAUUUUGCCGCAGUUAAUAUUUGGAGUCAGUUUUUUUGGUAAAUGUAGGGAAAUUUAUCAAAAUGACAGUAUCCUUAUCUUGAAUGUGAUCACACCAAACAAAAACUCGCCUCACAGGACGGUUAACCGAUCAGGACUUUCAGAGAUAGGCCUCGUGGUCUGACUAUAGUUAAACGGUAAAGCGAAAGUUUUUAGUGAUGAAAGAUUAGCUUAUGUAAUGAUAUUCUGUACAUUGUUGUAUUAUGAUUGAAUAUGAUUUUUUAUUGUAAUAGUGUAGUUUGAUCGUCCAGGUGAAUGUACAGUAGUCCUGAGAAGGGCUGUUGUCGUUAGUGGUGACUGACGUUUCGACAACUUGGGCGGGAGUCAUCAUCCGAGUCAAGUGAAUAGUUGUUGUCAGUCGAAUGUUUCUAGUCCGAUUUGUAUAAACUGAUUGGUCAGUUUUGCCGUGAUAUUAUUGGCUGUAAGAAUCAAUCAAUCAAUCAAUUCUCAGGAUUGCACUCACCCGGAAGAUCAAACUAUGCUAUUACACGUUACCCUCGGGUUCAAACCAUUUACUUUAUGACUGUUUAUUAUUGCAUUUUACCUGAAAAGAAAUGAGAUGAUUCUGCUGUAUGAUUUGAAGCAAGCUGCUGGAAACUGUGAAUUUGAAAUCCAGUCUUUGAAGUAAGUUAUUAACCAUAGUGACGUUUGAAGCCUUAGCCUAAUCGUCAGAGCGAGUGGCCCAGAGCUAACGCUCAUAACGUCAACCUUAGAAUCUCUUUACGGUGGCCAAUUGACAUAAUCAACUCAAGUGAUAAAACCAAAUGAUCUUGUAUGAUAACGUACCCAUUAAUUUUUUACGCGAUUUUCUUGGCUACUUUACGUCACAUGGUGCAAAAUCGGUCAGUUGUCACCGGACAGUUAUCGCUCAAUAACCUUUGUCUGCUUCGAUAUUUGCCCUUCGAUUAUUUCCGUCGAAAAAAGACAAAUUUAGUGCUCAUAAGUUUCCACUUUUCGCCUCUAUUAUUUUACACGGAAGAAAAAAAGACUCGCCUCGUAGAGUCUAGUGAUAUUGACAUAAUAAAUCCAUCAUUGGCCGUGAACAGAGCAACACCGGUUUUUUUUACAAGCGGUCUUUUUUACAAGCGGCCUCGCGCGAUAUGUAAAUCAAACGGAGGGUUAUAAAAUAAAUAACCUUCCUUCGAGCGUGCUGGUUUGUCCGCUGAUAAUGUCCUUGGGAGAGAGUGUCUUCAAAAUUUCACAUUUGCCCUCGAAGUUUCGCUUCUCGGCCACAUAUUCAUUUUUGGGACAAUCUCUCAGCCGCGGACAUAAUCCGCCAACAUACAAGCUGAUUCUAUGGCUUAAAUGCAUGUAAAUUGAGGACUUUUUGUAAGUGAAUUGCUUAUACAACCCAUGUACCUUACUGUGUUUCUGUAGGUCCUUUUCAAAAUUUCCUAAAUUUGAAUCAUGCAAGAAAAGGAAAAAAAAAACAAUUUUAUCUCUUGCCUAUGUUGUGAUAAUCAUUUGAAGUAUCUUAAGUACCUUUUGUUUUAUGAUAGACAUCGCCUGGAAGCAUUGGGAAAAGACAUAUCUACCAUAAACGGUAUCCAGUCAUAAUGUUACCAUUAUUGAUAUCUGUUACUUUAUCUUGCAAUGUUUUUUAAAGAAAGAUUGUAUCUUGUAUUACGGUUCUUAUUCUGUAUUUCUAUUUUUGUUAGUUCCUGUGGAAGCUGUCACUGUUGUUCCUAAAGUGGUGGGUAUUUUUUUCUGAGAUUGCAUCUUCUUUUCUUUGAUGACAUUUGCAUAAAGUAAUCCCCAACGAUCAGAAAGAAAUAUGCUUUUAUUUUCAGUUUCCUACAUGUACCUUAUUCGAUAGUUUGAUAGGCGCGCAUAUUUUGCGCGCUGCGUUGUAUUUUUCUAGGCUCCGUCGAGGUUAGGAAAAACACGAGAAAAGAGAAUUUUUAGAUUCACGUUUGGUGUGUUAACCGCAAACGUCAAACUGCGGUCAGCAGCAAGUUCUAAAUUUGCAGCUUUUUAGAUCGACAUCAACGAAAAAAAAAAAAAAACGUGCGCCGCCAUCUUGAAUUACACAAAGGAUAGAAAUACUUUAUACACAAAAUGUGGAUAAAAGUUUGGUUUUCUAGCAUCCAGAACGGAUUUGUUAAAAGGAAAAGACUUCAUCUCACGUAUGUUUACAGGACGCCCGUUAGAACUUUCGAACAGGAAUAUUAAAAGCGCCAAGGGGGUUGACCCACCUGAAACUGCCUCGCCUGAAGUUCUUUCAUGGACCGUAAACGGCGAACGUAAACGCUGCAGCCUGGUCACCAGACCUCUAGCGGUUUGCGGUCACACGUACUCAGAAGAAAAACGUUGAUCUAAAAACUCCCAAAUGAACAAAGUAUCCGCUCGUAUUACAUGUUAAACCAUCGAAUAAAGAAUUUAUGAUUUAAUUUUUAAGUAUUUUAGCUUUAAGUUUUUUAAAUCUUCCAGCGGCCUUAUCGGAGAGUCGUCUCGAUUGCAUAGAGUUUUCUUCUUUCGUUUUCAGCAAAUUACAGCUCCUUCCUCGACACCUUUGAUAGAUGCCGUCACCCCUUCUCCGGGAACUCCAAACGCCGUGAGUAUUGAUAGCUAAAUGUAUGGUGGCAAAUUCCGAACUGGCAGAGCCUCAAAAUUUCUCCUUUGUCUCUGGCUCCAAUUGUGAAAGAACUGAUGGAUUCUUAGCCUGAUCCAGGCGGUCAGUUAGUAAAACGGAACGAAAUAGUAAACGGUACGAUUGAAGCGGCGGGGUGAAAAAGCGAGGGAGGGCUGGGUCGGGUAGCGUUUCAUUUCGUGAUCCGACUUAAACUCUCCCUCACUAUAAACAACGUCAAACAGACACGUCACACCGGUUAAGGUCAAGUCACCCUAAAGUCAUCUUGCCUAAAGUCAUGUCGCCUGAAACCAGAAUCAUGUCACCCGAUUUUUUUAUAUUACAUGUAAAACAUAAAAGGCAAAUUAUUACUAAGCGCUGAAGGUACUGAUCGAUCGAAGAACCCUAUUGAUGUAUUUCCGUAGGUGUGUGCGAAAUGAUGGCAUACCAAACCAAAAUGCUUCACUUUGUUGUUCGAAUUAGCAACGCUUCUGGAGUCGUCGCUCAUAAAUAUUGUAGUUCUGACCAUGUGAUCGUUUUCUGUGCAAUCAAAGUCUUUAUGGUGUUGUCGGCAACGAACACCGCUUGAGUGAUAAAGAUCUCUCUUCUUCAUUACCAAUUUACAUUGUACGGUCUGAUCUUAAUUCUGGUUUCAUGUGACAUGAGUCUGGUUUUGGGUGACAUGACUCUGGUUUCGGACGACACGAUUCUGGUCUCGUGCGACAUUAGGGUAUCAAAACCUGCUUCUCAAUUCUUUAAAUUUUGACUGUAAAAUAUGGCUUUGGGCCCGUUAGGUUACAGGUAAUCUCAAGAAACGGGGCCCUUGGCCGAUGCUGGAGUAGAAAGAAAUAGCAAGUGCUCCAUCGAACUUGCUUGUAGCUGAAAUAAGAAAUUCUUAAUGAGUUCAAUUUAAUUUGUUGCAUCUCUGGUUCUCCAAACAGAGAAAAAGAAGAACAACAACGUCGUUUAUGGACCAAAAUGUGAUGAAGAAAACCAAAAGACUUUAGGAGCAAAAACACUAUGAGGACCCCUCAGUGUUUCUCGAUACGGGAUUCACGUAGGGAUAUUGCAAAUAUUAGAUUUGCAUAACGCAUUCAGUUUGUAAAUAAAAUUAAAAAAAAGUUUCACAAGAUUCCUUUUGAAUGAAAUCUCUCUGUAAUUUUCUUUCAGUCAUAUUUUAAUUGUCAUGUGUAAGAUUGAUUGUAAGAAAUUGGUACACGUUUUGUUAGAGUACCCUAAAAAACAUCUUUCUCUAUUUCUUUACCG
This is a messenger RNA of Pocillopora meandrina, 14368 nucleotides long. NCBI's taxonomy places the organism in Eukaryota, Metazoa, Cnidaria, Anthozoa, Scleractinia, Pocilloporidae. The record is from the annotation of a GenBank genome assembly.